AUGGCGGACUUACGCAUUUCGGGCCUAGAUGAGGCAGCCACUCAGGAAGCGAUCGCGGGAGCAAUCGCUAAACUGGGAGAGUGCUCAAUAAAUGAGGUUAAGGUGGGAUCGAUUAGGGCCCAAUAUAAUGGGACAACGUCGACUCUGGCACAGUGCCCUAUAACGGCAGCCAAGAGGGUCACCGCAGCGGGUCGACUUCAAAUAGGAUGGUCCUCGGCUCUGGUAGUGGCGCUGGACCCAACACCGAUGAGGUGCUUCAGGUGCAUGGGCACGGGGCACACCAGAGCACUAUGCCCGUCGCCAGUAGACAGGAGCGGGCUCUGCUUCCGGUGUAGCAGGCCGGACCACAAGAGGGUGGACUGCAAGGCGGAGACUGCCUUCUGCUCGGUAUGUCAUGCGGCCAAACGCCCAGCGGGACACAUAAUGGGUGGCUUUUCCUGUACGCCCCCACCAGCAAAAGGCAAAGAGGCUCUUCCGAAGACCCAAAGAGCCCCUCCAGUGAGUAACAUCGACCAACGGGCCUGUGAGGGACAAAAUAUGGAUAUUUAG
Cydia amplana is the source of this 549-nucleotide messenger RNA. RefSeq lists its product as uncharacterized. Gene Ontology annotation, molecular function: zinc ion binding; nucleic acid binding. NCBI's taxonomy places the organism in Eukaryota, Metazoa, Arthropoda, Insecta, Lepidoptera, Tortricidae. The record is from RefSeq and is a predicted model, not a curated record. The transcript has a single exon. Bases 1 to 549 code for a protein of 182 amino acids.